GUGCGUGCUUCACUUGACUGUUUCCAGACCUUAUUUCCAGCAGUAUUCCAGUUGGUUAAACUGGACGAGGACUCCGUGGAGACGUGUUUCUUCCCUUGAUGUAUGCGCUUUAGCUACAGAUUUACUUUUUAGUCAUAUCCGAGAUUUGUGUCUUGCAUUAACGACUUCUGGAUUUUCAAUCAAUCUUCGCAAAAGGUGGAAUGAAACUCCUAUAACCAACCCUUAGUCCAGGAAGCAGUUGGAAACAUCAAAAUGGGAGAUAAUUUUGGUUAUACGUACCAUACUCCGAGAGCAAGUUUUGUUUUCAAAAUGAGACAAAUAUUAUCGCACGUUUGUGACAUUUUUAGUGAAUUCAGUAAGUUCAUCGCACCAGCAUAUCAUCAUGACAGAUGUGAAAGGUCUGUACAGAUGAGACUGUACACAAUGCACAAAAGGGAGUUUGUCAUGGUCUUCAUAGUUUUCUUUGUCCUUUACCAGAGAAUUCCAUCUGAGUGUGUCAAUAGAAGGCCUAACACAAGAGCAUAAAACUGAAUCUGUUCUUUCAGUAGAUAAACCUCAUAAUCGAACUCGCUCUUUAGAGUGUGACCAGACGGAAUGUGGCGAGGUGACUGUUAUGCACUUAGGUUAUCUUCGGUAUACUCAUUAUAUUAUCACUGUAAAUUUCUAUGGUCUUGGUGAUAUUCAGCAGUGGUAUAACGUCAAAGAUGUUAUCUUUUAUUUCAAAACAUACAACCCAUCUUUUACAAAGCUGGAGAUUUGGUUUCGUUUCAUCUUCCUCCUCCUCACAUUUUCAGUAGCAUGCUGGUUGGCACACAGUUUACGGAAGUAUGCUAUAUAUGAUUGGUCAAUUGAACAGAAAUGGAUGUCUGUUUUACUUCCUCUCCUGUUAUUAUAUGAUGACCCUGUGUUCCCUAUGACAUUUUUGAUAGAGUCUCUAGUCCCAUCACUCAUAGAUGCAAUUUUCCAAGCAACAUUUUUAUGUGCUCUACUACUCUUUUGGUUGUGCAUUUACCAUGGACUGCGACAGAAUGAAAGGACAUUUACAGCAUUCUACUUACCCAAACUUACAAUAGUCGGUCUGAUAUGGUUAACAGCAGUCACUAUGGCAGCAUUACAAAAGUAUAAUGAGCUCAGAGAUCCAUUGUAUUCUGCUGCUCUGGAAACUAAUAAUUUUCAGAAAUUCAAGGUGUUCUUCUUCGUUAUUGGUGCCAUUUACUUAUUAUACCUUCUGUACUUGAUUAUCACGGCUUACAGUGAAUUAAGGUCAAUGCCAUAUUUUGAUAUGCGUCUGAAAUUUGUAACAUUACUGAUGCUUAUUGUGCUGUGUAUAAGCCUUGCGAUUACUGUGCUACGAUUUGGUAUUGGAGCUCUUGAGGAUAAUUUUGUAUCUCAGCUGUCAACACAGUACGAGUCUUCAGCACAAUUUAUGGCCUUUUACGGUCUCUUGAAUCUCUAUCUGUACACAAUGGCGUACGUGUAUUCACCAUCAGAGAGAGCUUUAAUGGAAACACAUAUUAUGAAGGAUAACCCAGCAUUUAGCAUGGUCAAUGACUCUGAUGAAGAUGUCAUAUAUGGAUCUGAUGAUGAUACCAGACGUCCACUAAACAGAGGAAGUAAUGAUAACGAUGAAAGUGACUGAAUCAGUGCCAAUAGUUUUAACUCCAAAGACUACACUAUUUUAUUUAAUGGUUGUAUGUAUUUUUGAUGUUGUACAUCAGUUAAUUUAUGUAUUGUAGUGUCCUUUGUGAGCUUCACAUGCAUAAUUCAAUACCAUAAUACUGGUAAGGUAAUCUGAUAAUUUAUAAGAUCUGUGGAAAUGUAGUACUUACUACAGCAUUGUUUUUAUGAGAAAAAUUUAAAUUUUAUUUGUUAAUAGCCAUCAUACAUAAGUAAGGAAAUCUUUUAGUGUACAGUAUAGUACCACUAGCAUUAUACUAGGUGUGCAACUCUUCCUAGCUUUUCAAACUUGACUGGUUAUUUAUGAUGUGCUGACUUUGGCACACUUUCACUCCUUGCCAUUGAUCAAAUAUGUAACUCAGGUAAAAUCAUUUUAAUGUGAAAAUUUUCUCUGAGCAUUGUAGAGCAGAUUUUCAAAUUCAAGCAUUGAAGGUAAUAUGUCAAAUGGUCUUUAUCAUGGUCAAGCCAUGACUAGACCUCAUGAACAUCCUGACUUGAAGGGAUUCUUAUAAUGAGUUCUUGACACUAACAUGCUUUUUUAGAAUAACAUAAGAGUGACACUAUUCAAGUUUAAUGAUCCAGAGAGAGGGAAAACUAGUUGUUUCAAGAAUUAUGUUCAAAUUGUGAUAACAAGGAAGUUACUCCUUUUGUGCAUUUAUUAUGUUGUGUUUAGUAAUCCAACUAUGUAUUGGGUGUAUGGUCAUUAUUUACAUAAUUUUAAUAAAAAGGAAAUAUAAAAGGCUAGCUAAUAAAAUUUAGAAUUAUUAAAACUCACGUUACCAAGAAAUACAUAAGAAUUAUACAUUAUAGAUGAAUAAUGAAUGAACAUAAUGGUAUUUAAUAUUUUUGUUUAAAAUUUUAAUACUGUAACCUUAAUGAUUUGUUUGCUUUAUGUGCAGACUAAAACUGCACAAAAUAUACAUGCUUGCAAAUUAUGGUACUCCACUUCAUUCUGAAGCUCACAAGGUUUAUAAUCCUUUGUUCAUGUCUACAGUUAUUAGAAAUGACCACUUUUUAAUUAAUUUCUAAUUUUCAUUACUGACAAACAUGCAAUUUUAACAUUAGGAUAAACCUUCUGGCACCAGCUGAAAACCGGUAAAAAAACAAUAUACAGGCAGUCCCUGGUUAUUGGCGGGAGUUUUGUUCUCGGUGAGUUGGUAAUAAGUAAAAAAACUGCCAUUAACCAAAACUCGGUGGUUUAUGGCACCAAUAACUGGUUAAUGGCACCUCUGUUAGGCAUGUUAUGGUGCCGGCGCCAAUAACCAAAACUCAGCAAGUUAUGGCACCACAAAUCGCUGAUUUUAUGGUGCUAGACAAGUGCCAUAAAACCAGAUCACCAUUAACCAAGUCCAAGACAACUGGGGACAGCUGUACUAAUUGUAUAUGCAAGGAAUUGGUGACUUCUGGCAUCUGUCGCGAACGAGGUGGGUGACUCUACGUAGUUAUUCUUCCAACUCAAUGUAAACUGACAGAAGGGUAGCCAGAGGUGGGCACUGAAUGUUAAGACUGCAGGUUUGUUAGCUACAAAAAAUAUAAAUUAAUUAAAAAUUUGUAUUUGUAAUUUGUUCUUAUGUACAUGGAACAAACCUGGGUCUUAACAUUAGGAUAGACUCACUCUUGUUGGGAGGUAAGUAAUCCCGAAUCGACUGGAGGUUUGGCACACCUGAUCAUUCUUCCUGGAUAAGAGAAUUCUAAGGAAGAAAACCUAAGCCUCUGAACCUAUAGAUAAGUGUGUAUCUAAGGCUCAAACUACUGGGUUUGGUACAGUGCCUAAAUUCAUUGCAUAUAUGGAAGAUGAGAGAGCUAUUUGUUCAAAUAACAAACCAAAAUAGCCAUCUGUAUGGGUUUGUUAAUAUUCUUCUCUCCCCUUGCUAGGGGGAGGAAGGGUUUGCUACUGAAAGAUAAUGAGAUUUCUCAUAGUAUGACCACUUCACGCACCUGUGUCAAACCAGUUCUAGCUUAUGAUGGCUCCAUCUUCAUAAUGCUUGUAGGUAGAGAAGGAAGAAUAGGAAAAGACACGUCAUCUCAUUCAUUUCACUUUCAUACCAACAUCUUAGGCAAGAUACAGUGUCCCGCCAGGGGGGCACUGCAUGAGCUACACAACUUGUUGUGCAGCCACCACCAGACCCAAGAAAAAGAAAAGAAAAAAAAAGAAAAAAAAGCCUGUGUGCAACAUCUCUCUGGUAAAAAGAAGUGAAAGUGGUCUGGGGGAGUUGAAUCAGCAUUCAAAAUUCUAUGAACAGAUACAAUCUUCUUGAACGCCAUGGAGUAACUCAAUCCUCUAAUGUCUUGUGCUCUUGCAUGCAUGGUAUUGUCAGUAGAUGAGGAGCCUGAACAAAUUUGAAGGCUAACGACCCCUGGUGUGUUUGACAUCAUAUGAUAGACCAUGAAAAUUGCCUACCCUUUUUGAUGAAGCCACAGCUAUCAAGAAGACUUGAAGGUCAGGUCAGGUCAAGUGCGUAACAGUUCUUAAGGAGUUCGGGUGAGGUUACUCAGUAUCAGAGCGAGACCCCAGGCAGGGGGUUUCAGCUGUCAAGGGGAAUAGGACUGCUCAAAGCUUUUGAUCAGCAUAGGUAUCUUGCAAAAUGUAGAUAUGUCCAUGUUCUUCAUACGCAGUACCAAAGCCAAAACAGCCCCAUAGCCCUUUAUGUUAGAAAGGAAAGAUGUUUUUCCAAAAAUGAAAAAAAUUAGAAAAUCAGCUAUAUGCUGAACAUAGGUUCCAAGUGGAGAGUAACCCCAUCGACAACAACAACAGUCGAUGGCCUUCUUCCCCUGGUACAAUAAACCUCCCAUUGGAGAGUAACCCCAUCGACGACGACAAUGGUCGACGGCCUACUUCCCGUGGUACAGUAAAUCUCCUGUAUUUGCCGGGGAUGCAUGUGGGGGACCUGCAUGUGAGGGGAAUCUCUUGCUGUAGACCAGUACUCCUUUAGUCUUCAUUGUAAGGAUUGAAGAUGUAGACACCAAGUGGAACCAGCUUCUCCAGAGAAUUCAACAGGCCUAGAAUAACUUGCCACUGAUAAGUUUGGAUUGAGCUACUGUCCUGAACUUCUUGAUCCUCUGUUCAGACGGACUCUUGAUGCUGCUGUGUCUAAGAUCAUUCCAAGGUGUACAAUUCUUUGGCUGGGAGUGAGAUUUCACUUCCAAAUGGACCACAAUGCCUAAGCUGUGACAAAAUUGGAGAAGCCAUUCCCUGUCCUGAAUCAACUUUUCCCGGGAACUCGCCAAGACCACCCAGUCAUCACGAUAUUUUAAAAGUCUGAUCCCCUGAGCAUGACCUGGAGCGAGAGCAUGAUGACUGUUCACUGUCUCUAAUACCAACAGGAACUCCACUCAAAUGGACGUUAGUCAUAGGUUCUGAUACUAAAGAUUUCUUUAUUGGAGCCUUGUAGUCUUUCCUCCAAACCCUCUCAGGAAGAACUAGGGAAGUGGCACUUCAUUUAGCUUCCUUUUUAAGAGAAGCCCUUGCAGAUUAAUGGCCAAUGGACGAGAGGUAUCAUCUACCAAAGACUGCACCCCUACAUGAUCCAUCGUAGAAGAAUCGCGAUCAUGGGCAACGGAGGAAGUGUCCUGAUACCAGACUUCUUAUGCAGUCGGAUGUCCUUGGGAGAACAAUGGCUAUGUACUGAUGUCGUCUCUAGAACUACCAAGGAGGAGGCAUAAUUAUCCUUCACUGUCAAAGUUCUGCGACAAUGAACGUCCAUAUUAGAACAAUGACCAUGGUCCAAUACUGGGAUGUGACUGUCCUAGCUCGAAGAAGAAGGAAUAUUCCUUCUUUUCUUGGCUCUAGGAUCAAAAUUGAAGCCCCUAAUUCUCAAAUGCUUGGUGGGCACUCUAACUGGAGAAACAGACAACAACGACAGCAAUGAUAAUGAGGAUGAUGAAGAAGAAGGAUAGCCACAUCUCUUCUUUGUGUGAGCGUGAAUGCAUUUCUCUUCAAGUCAUGGAGGGGCCUGGUUGUGUCAUCAUUAAAGCAGAUGGCACGCAUGAUGAUGUCGUAGAGGAUUCCUGUUGUGCUGUCACUAGGGCAGACAAAUCAUGUGAGGAAGCUGUUUGUAACCCAGCUGGGACUGUUGGGACUGGGAUGCAGGAAGACAUGAGUGGGACAAAAGACCAUUUAAGGUUGGUAUACCUGAGAGACCUAAUGAUACCCAAAAACUCAACAUCUACCCUCCUGAUAGUUAAACAAAGGAUAAAGAUAGUGAACCCCCUCCCCCAAAAGGAUGAGUCGGGGCAACAUUAGAUACUACAGUCGACCCCCGCUAUUCACAGAUUUUUAUAUGAAACGUAUACACAUUAUAUGCUGGAUAUUCGCCUACUUGCAGUAUUUUUCAUUGAGAAAUAUUCAUAAAUUACUGUACAAGCAGCCCCCAGUUACCAAAUGGGGUUCCGUUCCUGGGGCUUGACAGUAACUGAAAAUAGUCGGCAACCGAUAUUCAAGUCUAUGGGCGCCACAAUCCACCCUAUGGUGCCCUAUACUGGUUAAUGAUGCCUACAGUGUCACAGCCAGAUAUUUUGCCCUACUAUGUAAUAACCCUAAUGAAAAUGUAGAAUUUCAUUUGCCUAAUAAUUUACUAUGGUCUACAUGGUAGUUCUACAAAUUUUUAAUGUCAGAUGCAAUGAACUUACUGGUAAAUCUUGGCCUAGAAUGAGAAAGAGAAAUAAAAAGUCAUAAUACUAACAUUUCCUCAUUUCUUUAUUUCUAGGAAUAAGUUUUUUCUGUGCAUUUGGCAGAGAUAUUACUUAGCCUUAGUAUACUUUACAUCCCUACCUAAUUUUUGGCAGCAUUCUUUAUUACUUAUAUUAGAAAAAAGUUUACUCAUAAGAGUAAAAUAAAGCAUUCGAAGCCAGUGGCGGAACACUGUAAUGUAUGGGUUCAAAGUUAUACGUGACGUAAACAUAUGGCGUGCUGACUUAAACAUAUGGCGUGCUGACUCCUCCCACAAGGUGAUGACAACAAACAGCUGUCUCUGAAAUUCUGAAUGAAUUUGGUACCUUGUCAAGGCUUCAAGAAUGGCGGCUAAGAUAAGUCAUUAUCCCCAUGAUUGCCGGACAGCUUUUGUGAUUCGGCUUGCAAAAUUCUUUAGAAGUGAGGAGGCCUAUGGCAAACCCUACAUAAGCUUGAACAGGUACAAGAAUAAUAGCACUCGACAUCAUGGCAUAAAUCCUGUAAACUACUACUACUACUACCACUACUACAAAGUGUAAACAAGGAGUAUUAGUUGUAUUUCAUUGUUGCCAGGGGUUGAGACUUUUUCACGAAUAGCAAGUCAUCCAUCAAGAAGGAGGCAAGUUAAUGACGUCAUAAGUUACGUCAUUAUAACUUUGAAAGACAUUCCUCUGGGUUUGCUGGCGAUAUCUACAAGAAGUCGGUGUUACUCUUACAAUUACUAGAAUUAUGCAACUUUUGUAAUACAGAAUACAGUAAAAAAUUAGGUAGGGAUGUAAGAUACCCUGUGACAAAGUGUCACCUCUGUCAGGUACGUUGAUAAAAUUCUAUUCUGGAACAAUACCGGGACACCAGCUGUGAAUCUCAUAAUAAUAAUAAUGUUUUGCUUGCAUUUUAGACAUCGUACGAUAGUAAAAAAUUAUGGUAGUUAUGUUACUAUUGACAUUAAGUAGAACGGGACAUAUAUUUUUAUAAUAUAUCUUGAUUUGGUAUGGAGGAAAUAUUGGCAAGGCAAUAUAGUAGUACUGCUAAAUUUGAGUUGUAGUUGAGCUGAAGGUGAGAAAACCUGUUUUCACUCUACUAAUGACUAUAAAUUAUCAUGUAUCAGCAACAUGGGUGCAACUCUACCGCAAAUAAUAGUGGAGAAAAAAGUAUUUUAAUAAUAAAUACCGGCCAUGAAAGAACCCAUUUCACUGUUGCUUUCAUGUCGAUAAAAGAUAAAUACAUAAAUUUUGUAUUACUAUGAAACUGGAUGAAAAUAGCAAACUGAAUCUGUAUGCUUCCGACACCAACUAUUAACAAAAAAAAAUAAUCUAGUUCACACCAAGAUGUAUUUAAGUCAUAUUUCUACUUAAAACACCUUUAACAAAAAAUAACCUUGUCCCAUAUAAAUAAGUUUCUAGAGAGCUAUUUAUGCUAAAUAGAAGCAAGAAAAUCACUAUAUAGAGUUAAUUAGGGUGAAAUAAACUUGCCUCUGCCCUCGGCUGAUUUUCCCAAAACAAAACACUGAUUGCUUUGUCUGUAUUUUAUACCAUAUAGUAAUACAAGACUACAUACAGUGCGUAUUAUUGGAUACUUUGAAGUAAAGUAUAACAUUUUGAAAGAGCCAAGGAAAAGGUGCAUAUUCAUUAUGUUUGUAUUUUAUGAGGGUCUCUAUGCACUUAGGCUAAGUACCAUUAACCAGACAAUGGCACCAUCUAUUAAAAAAAAUAUAACAAUCUAGUUCACAACAAGAUGUAUUGAAGUCAUAUUUAAACUUAAAAACACCCCAUAUAACAAAGGAAUAACCUUGUCCCAUAUAAGUAGUCUCUAAAGAUUAAUUUACGCUAAAUAGAACCAAGAAAAUCAGUCUGAAUCGAGUUAAAUAUGGCAAAAUAAUCUUACCUUCACCCUCUGCAGAUUUUUCCAAACCAAAACAUGAUCAGUUUGUUUGUAUUUUACAAUAUACAAUAGUAAUAUAAGACUGCAUACACAUACAUACAGUAUUCAUAGAUACAGUGAAGAAAGGAUAACUUUUUAAAAGAGCCAAGGAAAAGAUGCACAUUCAUUGUUUGUAUUUUAUGAGGCAGUCUCAGCAUUUAGCUUAACCCACCGAUAACUAGACAACGGUGCUAUAAACCUUACAGAGGGUGAAACCCAGUUAUAAAUAUGUAUAUGUACUGAACAAGCGCCGUAACACCAAAAUACUGGUAACCGAUACCAUCAAUAACUGGGGGCUGCCUGUAUUUUCACAUAAUUUUCAUGACUAAAAUGCACAAGAAUAUAUUAAAAUAUUCAGAUACGUAUAAGCAUUUUAGAGGCAUUUUCUCAAGUUUGAACUAGCAAAAUAGGCAGUUAUAAGCGUUUUUAGAGGAGUUCUAAGUAUUUACGGAUUUUAGCUUUUCGGGGGGGGGGGUCUGGAAUGCAUCCACCCUGAAUACAGGGGGUUUACUAUAUAUGCAAUCUCCCAUACUUCCAAAGAUGAAAUCAAUGGAAGAAAAGGAAGGGGAAUGACAAUCAAUUGAAGAUGAAGCAACUGGCAGAGAUCUAAUCAACAAAGAAGCAGAACCUCUUCCAUUGCUAAGGAGACCAGGAAUUACAUUCAGAACUUCACAACCUACAUUUGCUCUGCAUCUAAUCCAAGUUGAAUGAGGAUUAGUACUCAGGGAGGCUAGGAAAUGAACACUGAUACCCUUGUACACCACGACAUUUCCUCUGAGCCUUGUGGGAGCCAGAACUGGAGCUUGUAGAGGGGUUUUGGGACUCUCACAAACACACAACCUGUACACCAAACACAGAAGAGAAAAACACAGGCAAAGAAAAAGACUGGCUUCAAGGAAGAGAGAAAGAACAAGACACCCUCAAUCAAAGGUGGCAAAAGAGUAACUAAGGCAUCAAAAGAUCAAGCUUUGGUCGGAGGAGUCACUAACCUUGUUCACGAGAGAAGCCUGAAGCCACCAAUUCCUUGCAUAUACAAUUACAUUGUUUUUUACCAGUUUCCAGCUGGCACCAGAAGAUUAUCCUAAUGUUAAACCCCCAGGUUUGUUCUGUGUAUGAACAAAUUAAGUGUAGAUACGUUAAGAAAGGAAUACGUGUGUCAUGCAUGGUGGAUCUAGGAACAUAUCACCAUCAAUAAAGGUAGAAUUGCUGUAACUGCUUUCUCAAAACUAGAAGUCUAUUGCUUAAUCCUGUGAUGAGUAACUAUUUGACAACCAUUACUGUUUAUGUAAAAUUCAGGAACUUGUUUGACUGCUCUUUUCAAAUGUAAAAAGUAAAACCUGUGCCAGGAAGAGAGAAUACUAAAUUUGUUGUCUGUUGUAUUUGAUGUUUUUUGUUAAGAUGAAUGGUAUAUAGUUUAAAAACCUUUAAAAUGUGCAGCUACACUGAACCAUUUCAAUUUAAUUUUAAUUUUGUAUGAAUGACUUUUAAGUGUCUAACACUGUCAUGGUUAUACCAAGAUAUACUGAUCAGUAUUUUUAUACAGAUAUUGGCCUUUCUUAAUUUAAAAUGUCCAAUUUUGUCCAUUAUAUACAAACUCUGUACUCUUACCGUAUAUACUCGUGUAAUAUUUGACUCCAUGUAAUGUUCGACCCCAUUUUUUACUGCAUAUAGUAUCAAGAUUUUAGUGUAUAUCCCAUGCAAUGUUUGAGUUUAGAUUCUGGCAAUAAGCCUAGGCUAUGUUUCUGUAAAUUUGGAAUCAAAACAUGACGGAAGCCUAGGCUAUGUUAGCAGUCGCUACCUUAGCCUAGUCUAAUAUUGUGACAUCUCAAAAUUGAGUUAAACUAAGAAGCUAAAAGCUUAGAAUAUGCCUAUAAAAUGUGUGAAAAAUCAAUACUUUAGUAUACUACGUAUUUCAGAUAAUCAAAAUUAUCUAUAAUAAAUGAAAGGAAAAAAGCUUCUGACCAUCUUUGUUUACAAUCGUUUUGUCAAAAAUACCAAAAUCUUGCUAAGCAACCACUGUAACUAGCAAACAGUAUAGUAUUCAUCAUACAUUUCUAUUCUUUAAUCUCUUCAACCACUAAAACUAGUGAACAGUCUAGUCUACGUAGUAACCAUUCAAUUCUAUUUUUCAAUCUCUCUUUACCCAAUUCCACUAUGUAUUCUUUUAAACGCUAUUGCACUGUUACUGUUUCUUAUAUCAAAAAUUUUCAAAAUACUGUUGGGAAAUCCAAAGCCUGGGCUUAGCCUAGUCCCAAAAUCUUGUUGUUUUGCAAAACUAUACCUCAUGUAAUGUUCGGCCCCAAGAUUUUAGGCCAUAAAAUUGGUCUUUAAAUAUCAUACAUUACAUGAACAUAUACGGUAAGUCAUUUGUAGCAUUUUCAUUUUUUAAAUACACUAAGCUUAAUUUUU
Messenger RNA from Macrobrachium nipponense, 10675 nucleotides. RefSeq names its product transmembrane protein 181-like. Gene Ontology annotation, molecular function: toxic substance binding. The record is from RefSeq and is a predicted model, not a curated record. NCBI's taxonomy places the organism in Eukaryota, Metazoa, Arthropoda, Malacostraca, Decapoda, Palaemonidae.